Molecule: messenger RNA, 847 nt
Organism: Papaver somniferum (opium poppy)
Lineage: Eukaryota; Viridiplantae; Streptophyta; Magnoliopsida; Ranunculales; Papaveraceae
Exons: 4
Coding region: 339-755 (138 amino acids)
Source: RefSeq, a predicted model, not a curated record
ACGGGAAUGAACGAAGUGAUAACAUUUUUACUAAGGUCAAGACCAUCUAAGCCGGGACCCUACCGUUUGACGGGACCCUAACGCUUCACCUUCCUUACACCCCCGUUACACCCCUCUUUUCCUUACAUAACCCACCCAAGUUCAUUCUUUUUUUUUAGCGGUUCAUCUUCUUCUUCUUCCUUUUUUCAUCUUUUUUUCUUUUUCAUGGAAGCUACUACGCGAUGAAAGCAAAUCAUCCAACUGAGAUAGAGAAGGAAUGAUCUAUAGUUGCUUUUAGAACCCUAAAUUGUCGUCGCCAUAAUGAUAAGCAAAGUUCUUCUCAUCCACUGCAAUGGUGAAUGCAUGCACAAAAAGACAUGUGGAGUCCCAAGCUUUUACACAAUCAAAUAUGGAGAAGAAGUAAAAGUAGAUAUUCCUCCCUGACUCCCAAAACAACUACUGGAGAUUACAGCGGAUCCAAGAUGCUUCCCCACACUCCCUUGACCCCUCUUAACAAUCUCACGUCGUGUUCCAGUGAGGAUUAUCAGUCCAAGAAUGAAACCAUCAAGGGAUAUGGUGGUUUUAAAGCGAGUACUAGUGGUCCAAAGGCUAGGAGAUGUCUUCAACCAGUAAUAACUCCAUCAUCCAAGAAACUCCGAUGUCUUCAUGAUGCGACAACAACUCCAGCGCCGGUUCUGGAUAUUCCUAAACCCCCGAAGGAUAUGAAGUACAAUGAUCUAUGUGUGGGUAACACUUUCAAAAGAAAGGGGAGCUGAAACUUAUACUUACAAUAGCCAAAGUAGAAAUAAAUUUUGAGUACAAAGCUUUUAAAUCCGACAGCCAGAGGUUUAUUGCCAAAUGCAAAGAC